Messenger RNA from Talaromyces atroroseus, 4263 nucleotides. RefSeq lists its product as hypothetical. Gene Ontology annotation, molecular function: ATP binding; nucleic acid binding. Lineage: Eukaryota; Fungi; Ascomycota; Eurotiomycetes; Eurotiales; Trichocomaceae. The record is from RefSeq and is a predicted model, not a curated record. Bases 1 to 4263 code for a protein of 1420 amino acids. The transcript has 11 exons.
AUGUCUUUCAGUCACAGCAAUCCAAACUUCAUCGCAGCCGUAGAAGAUGAUGUUCCUUUUGACACAUUUGAUCGCGAAUUAUUAGCUCAGCUUAGAGAGCAACAGGAGGACUCCCGGCCAGCAGCGAGACGAAACGGUUUCCAACACUCAGUGGGAAGUCUCUCAAAUCAAUUUACACAGGAGCCACCUACUUGCCCUACAUCGCCCGUCAUAGGGCCGUACUCUAGUUCGCCAGACACAAGUUUCCAAUCUAGUCCACUGCUGCGGUACUUCAGACCUAGUCAGCCUCAAUUAUACUCGACGCCGGCCUUUUCUGGAACACGGAACUGGACCACUAUCAUCGAUGAUAAGGCAGGGCAUCAGUUGCCGGCUUCUCCUUCCUUGCCCCGUCAGAUUUCCUUCAAACAUGCGCCUCCCGUAGUCCAAGGCAUUAACCUCAUUGAAACCCAGGCUCUGCCGGACCGGUUUCGGGCCCUAUUCCCUUACCCUCUAUUCAAUGCGGUGCAAUCAAAAUGUUUUACGCAUGUUUACGAAAAUGACUACAAUGUUGUCGUGUCCGCUCCCACGGGAAGCGGCAAGACAGUCAUCAUGGAGCUCGCGAUUUGCCGUCUAGUGAAUAUUCUGAAAGAUGGAUUAUUCAAACUAGUGUAUCAGGCUCCAACAAGAGCGUUGUGCUCUGAGAGAUUCCGCGAUUGGUCUACCAAGUUCACUUCCCUGGGCCUACAGUGUGCUGAGUUGACAGGAGAUACGGAUUAUGCUCAGUCUAGACUGGUACAGACUGCCAGCAUUAUAAUCACUACCCCUGAGAAAUGGGACAGUAUGACCAGAAGAUGGAGAGAUCACGCCAAGCUGAUGCAGCUUAUAAGGUUAUUCUUGAUUGACGAAGUCCAUGUUCUUAAUGAAACUCGCGGCGCAGCUCUUGAGGCCGUGAUAUCUCGGAUGAAAUCCGUCGGUUCCAACGUACGGUUCAUCGCCCUGAGUGCUACGAUACCGAACUCUGAGGACAUUGCUACGUGGUUAGGCAAAAAUGAUACUCUGCAACAUCUACCCGCCCACAAAGAACAUUUUGGCGAAGAUUUUCGUCCAACAAAACUUCAAAAAUUUGUGUAUGGCUAUCCGUGCGCUGGAAACGACUUUGCUUUUGAUAGGCUAUGCGGAUCGAAGCUCCCUGAGAUUAUUUCCAAACACUCAAACAGAAAGCCGAUGAUGAUAUUUUGCUGUACAAGAAACUCUGCUAUUUCUACUGCAAAAGAACUCUCCAAACUAUGGUCAAAUACUAUCCCCUACAAACGACUUUGGUCUGCUCCUGUAAAAAUUCCAGUUGUCAAAAACGCUGAUCUCAAAGCACUUGUCAAUGCGGGUGUGGCGUUCCAUCAUGCUGGUUUAGAUAGCGAAGAUCGUCAUACUGUUGAAAAAGCAUUUCUGGAUGGCAAGCUGACUAUCAUAUGCUGCACAUCUACUCUCGCCGUGGGCGUUAAUCUUCCUUGCUAUCUUGUCAUUGUCAAGAAUACUGUCUGCUGGCAGGAUGGUGGUUGCAAGGAAUACACCGACUUGGAAAUUAUGCAGAUGCUCGGCCGAGCUGGUCGGCCACAAUUUGGCGGUAGUGCUGUCGCUGUUAUAUUAACCAAAAAAGAACGUGUUCCGUUCUAUGAAAAAAUGAUAUCGGGAACAGAACAACUGGAGAGCUGUCUACACUUGAACCUCAUAGACCAUUUGAAUGCGGAGAUUUCUCUAGGUACGAUUUCGGACAUUCAAAGUGCAAUCAAAUGGCUCGCCGGGACUUUUUUGUUUGUGAGACUCAGGAGAAACCCUACUCGUUACAAGUUGAAAGAGAAUGCGGAUCGAAGAGAUGAAGAUGAAGUGCUGCAACAAAUUUGCGAGAAAGAUGUGAAACUUCUCCAAGAGAGUGACCUCGUGUCUCAACAAGGUCCUAUUAAAUCUACUCCGUUCGGUGAUGCUAUGGCUAAGUACUACGUCAAGUUUGAGACCAUGAAAACCAUACUGUCAUUGCCACCACGAGCAAAGAUAUCAGAAAUUUUAUCAGCGAUAUCUCAAGCAGAAGAAUUCCAUGAACUGCGGCUCAAGGCCUCGGAGCGCCCUUUCUACAGGGAACUCAAUCGUGCUCAUGGCAUUAGAUUCCCAAUAAAAGUAGAUGUGGCCCAGCAUCCUCAUAAGAUAUCACUUCUUAUUCAGUCAGAGCUGGGUGCAGUUGAUUUUCCCUCUGGCGAGCAGUUCCAGAAACAUAAGCUCCAAGUUCAACAGGAUAAAGCGAUGGUGUUCAACCACAUCAAUCGUCUUAUACAUUGCAUCAUUGAUUGUCAGAUACACAAUGAGGAUGCCGUAGCUGUGAGAAACUCUUUAGAACUUGGUCGGAGCUUUGCCGGGCGGGUUUGGGAGAAUUCUCCCCUUCAAAUGAAACAAAUCGAGCAAAUCGGUGUCGUCGCCGUCAGGAAAUUGGCCAGUGCAGGGAUUACUACUAUCCAGUCUUUGGAAGAAACAGAGGCGCACAGGAUCGAUACGAUUUUGAGCAAGAACCCGCCAUUCGGAAUGAAAGUUCUUGCAAGACUUGCGGAAUUUCCAAAACUACGUGUGACCAUCAAAAUGAUAGGGAAAGCGAGUAAAGUCGGCAAAUCGGUGAGAAUCACCUUCAAGGUGGACACAGGUUUCUUGAAUGAAAAGAAACCGACUUUCUUCCAUAAACGCCCGGUAUACGUCUGUUUUCUAUCGGAGAUCUCUGAUGGUCGACUUGUUGACUUUCGGCGCAUGAGUGCGCAAAAGCUUCAAAACGACCAUGAGAUUCUACUGAAUGCGGAGAUUACAAAUCCAUUACAGCAUAUUACAUGCUAUGUUAUGUGCGAUGAAAUUGGUGGAACGUGUCAAUACGCAGAAUUGAAGCCUAAUGUUCCAGAAUAUUUCUUCUCUGGUGACUAUUCUGACAAGAUGCCCAAAACAUCUGACAACUUUUCAAUGAACACAUCAAGGCGCAGAAAUGGCGAUAUCCCGAAACCGACGAAGCUUUCGUCUCGCACUGAGAACUUCGAUGAUGAUGAUCUUCCAGAUGACGCGUUUCUUGCUGCUAGCUAUGAUAUUGAUAACAACCAUUCCCAGCAGCAAACUCUCGCAGAUCUAGCUCCUACUGAGUCUCGGGGAAGCGAGCGUGGUAAAUGUGAGCAUCCUCGCGACACGAAUGGAGGACAGCCAGUUUUGCUUGAUAAUGGCAAAUACAAGUGCAAUCAUAAGUGCAAAGACAAAUCAACGUGCAAACACUUCUGUUGUCGCGAAGGUCUUGACAAGCCUCCUAAACUCCAUGAUAAAACCACUUCCAUGAAACCUCGUCAAGAUGAUCGGACAAAAAGCAGCCAGCUGGCGUUAUCCGGUAACAAGCGAGGAAAGACGACGUCUAAGAAGAAUACACAUGAAGACAAUGAGUUUUCAUAUGACGACGCAAUUGACUACCUAGAUCUUACUCAGCCAACCAGGCCGCAACUAUCAAAAUGUUACCUGACAAAGCAGCCGCAGAAGCAGAAAGCCUCUGACCGCGAAGCAAUUGACUCGAAAGCAACACGGAUGGCUAAUUUAGACAUCCUAUCAUCACAGACUGCUUUUUUAAAGAGCAGUCCUACGCUUGACAAAUCCGAGAGAAAUAUUGCAGGUCGGAGGCACUCGCAUGCUCAUCGAAAGCAUUCUUCAAGUGAAUAUGAUGACAGCAGCUUGGAUGAGCUUUUCUCUCCGGCGAGGCCUGUGGCACAGGAGAUUUCAAAAUCCGAUUCUAGACCAAAAAAGCUAGGUGACGCUGUUGAUCCGGACGGCAGUUUUGAUCAGAAUGAGUAUUUGAGCAACCCACACAUUGCAAGGACUGAGCAACAUGCUCCGAGUAUAUUUCAGACAUCAGUUACAGACGUAUCCAAAAUACUUUCGAAAAAUGCGCCUAACUCAACGUCAUUCGACACGGAGAUUGUGCUGCCGCAAGUACUGCAUGAAAAGGACAUGGAUCUUGAUGCCGAACUGAAGGCCAAAUCACUGAAACGGAGAGCUGAGCCAUUGAAUAAUAUCACAAGUAGCAGCAAGAACAUAUCUAAGCGCCCGAAGACUGAGACACAGUCAGUCUCUGCCGACCAGGAUAAUGAAGCACGCCGUCAUCACUUGGUUUCGUCAAGUGAGUUGCAAGCUAGCUCAAUGGAUCAAUCGCGAGCUCAAGAUGAAGAUAUUGAUCAAUUGUUGCUGCAAGAAUUUGGGGACAUAGUCAAUUUCUCCGGGAUUUGA